AUAGAUCUGUUCAAAUGGCGAGGAUUAAACGUGGUAGUAAUCCAUGAGGGACAAACUGGUUUGUCUGAGCUAAGUGUCUACGUCCGAAUGAGAAGCAAGGAGCUACGCUGCAAUGUUGUGGACCAUGUAAUGUGGCAGGGGGUUUGCAAUGGAGGGGACAACGCUGAUGGCUGGACAGGAGAAGCCACAGAAGCGGGUGAGGUUCCGUGUGGCUUCGGGGAACAGCGGCCGGGUGCUGAAGGAGAUGUUCAAGGAUGAGGGGCCUUCAGACUCCCUGGAUUCAGACUGCACCAGCAGUUCGGAUGCAGAACGGGCCAGCACCCCCUCUACAAGUGGAGAUGGACACCUGUAUGGAUACCUGGGCUCCGAGCUGGGCGACGGCGAGUGUGAGCCUGAUGAUCUGCUCAUGUACGCAGGGGCCACCAAGGACUGGAUGUUCACCACCAAGAGGGUCAACAUACUCAGUAAAAAUGGCACUGUGAGAGGGGUCAAGCACAAAGUCAGCGCAGGUCAGACGCUGUUUGAAAACCUUCCCAAUUCCAACAGUAUGGAGUUAUCUCUUGAAUUUGGGCGGAUAGUGAUCUACACUACGAGUUUCCGUGUGGUGAGGACAACCUUUGAGCGCUGCGAGCUGGUCCGGAAGAUCUUCCAGAACCACAGGAUGAAGUUUGUGGAGAGGAACAUCGCCCUGGACAUCGAGUACGGGAAGGAGCUGGAGGAGCGGUGCAAACGUGUGGGAGAACCUCCUUCAUUACCAGUCGUGUUCAUUGACGGACACUACCUUGGGGGUGCUGAGAAAAUACUAGGCAUGAAUGAAUCAGGAGAGCUUCAAGAUCUUCUGACAAAAAUAGAGAGGGUACAGCAGCCCCAGACGUGCCAGACCUGUGGGGGCUUCGCCUUCAUCCCGUGCCCAAUGUGCCAUGGCAGCAAGAUGUCCGUGUUUCGCAACUGCUUCACGGAUUCCUUCAAAGCCCUCAAGUGCACUUCCUGCAACGAGAACGGCCUGCAGCCCUGCGUGAGCUGCAGCCACUGAGGAUGUUAAGUGCCUGACCCAACAUCCUUACUUCGGUCUCUGGGACUUUAGGCAGGACGUUCAACUGGACUGUAACACAGGCAGCAACAUGAAACACAGCAGGACUCUUCCAUGGCCAUUGUUAGUUAAAGAGAAAACACAUUUGUAAUAAAAUCUCUGAAUUUGUGGA
Perca fluviatilis (European perch) is the source of this 1202-nucleotide messenger RNA. RefSeq names its product glutaredoxin and cysteine rich domain containing 1 a (gene grxcr1a). The record is from RefSeq and is a predicted model, not a curated record. The transcript is spliced from 4 exons. Gene Ontology annotation, biological process: sensory perception of sound. NCBI's taxonomy places the organism in Eukaryota, Metazoa, Chordata, Actinopteri, Perciformes, Percidae. Bases 149 to 1033 code for a protein of 294 amino acids.